UCGAAACAGAGAGAUGGUGCGGACACGAAGGAACAUGGAACAGAUCGUGAUCAAUGGCGAAUACUUCAUGGUUAAACUUGUUGAAUCUUCAGAACAUGAACAUGAAAUCAAAGAUGCCACAGAAACGAAGAUAAAACUCAAUUUGUCUCGAUGGAUUCGCCAGCUUUCACGAAUGGAUAAAUUGAAUAUAUUUCUUCAAAAUUUGAAAGAAACUUGUGUCAUAAGUGAAAUGCAGAAGUUAUCAAUAGAGACAGAGUACCAGAAUUACAGCCAAAUGCAAAGACUUGUUUUGUUUGUUCAAAAUGAAACCAAAGCAAAUCUAUUCAAAUUCUGCAAAGAAUUGAGAUCAAUGCAUCCAUUAUUGGCGGACUUGAUUGAGGGGAACAACACAGAUGGUACUGACAUUGAUGCAUACCUUGACAGCAACGAAAUCUUAGAAAUCGAACAAAUCCUUCGAUCUUCUGUAAAGAGUUGCACUGGUGCUACAGUUACGUGUGAGGACAUCCAUGUCAUGGUUGAAGACAAAAUGAAGACGAACAUUUGUUUCGAGAAAGUGAAAACUUGUUUGCUAAAUGUGUUUCCCCAAGCUACCUGCAACACGACAGAAAAGUGUUUUGUUGGCGUUCAGGAAACCUCAAAAUCUGCCUGUUCUUCAAAACAAUCAGAUAAGUCUCUGGCGUCAAAAGUAUUUUCUUCUAUGCCAAUUGAAGAAUUUGCAAAGGAAAUUGGAAACAAGUUUGGAUUCGGUAUAAAGCAUGAGUUGAUGUCUUUUCAAAAAGAAAUCCAAGACCAGCUCGCUGCUUCUCCGUCAGAUAUGUCUGAGAAAGUAUCCUUAAGAAAGUUUGAUUCACCAGCGUCUGGCGACGUUAAGUACUGCAAAGGAACAGUCAGACCUGCUCAUGGCAAUAUAUUGGUUCCAAUUCACGAAUUUCGUUCAAUGAUGAAUGCAUCAAAACACUCAAUAGCAAGAGAAGUGUUACGGUUCAUGGCUGCUUGUAUGAAUUCUAGAAAGAAUGGAACAAUUCAUUUUGGCAUUAAAGACAACGGAGAUGGAUGUGGUACAAUCGAAGGGGUUCCAAGUAUUUCAUUCAACACAAAAGAUUUAGACGUUCUAAUAGCCCGGUACAUUACUGAUACUUUCUGUCCAUACAGCCAGAAUGCAUUGCAGUGUUUAAGACCGACACAGGCGAUUUCAAUGAUGGAAUCUGAAAACAUUGUCCUUGAAGUAGAUGUCAUUCCGUCUUCGUUUCAUUGUCCAAAUGAAAUAUUUCCGAUUUGCUUUCCGCCAAAGGGUCCAGCUUGUACUGUGUACUUUAUUUAUGACCUGAAGCCAAGAUGCAAUUUAGUUACCAUUGAUGGAUCAAAGAUCAAGUCUGUACAAGGCCAAUACGCAGAAAGGUAUGAGGGGAGACGUACCCUGGAAAAAGGAAUUCUUGUGGAAAACAACAAGGACAAAAUGCUAGAAAGAACAUUGGCAGUUGCGCUGACAGGUACAGGGACAAAGUAUGUUACAGACGAAUAUGUUCCAAUUAUAGUCACUGGUAAAAUUGGGAGGCAUGAUGAAAGCGAUUUAAGAAAGCAUUUGAAGAUGGAUCUAGCAUUCACAUCAUCUCGUUUUAUUAUUGACUUGGAUUCAUCUUCUAAACUGAGAACUGAUAUAGAAAAAGACACACUUAUUUUCAAUGUUAAAACGGCUGAAGAUUUUAUGCAGACAGACAGACCAGAGUUAACAAAUGAACCGACCUGGUUGUAUUGCAAUGGCUACGAUGAGAAUAAUGUAGGUGCAAUGAAUGUUAAAGAAUGGGCAGGACGCAGGUUACCAGGAAUAAAACGUGCGUUGAACAUGAUUAGGGACAAUAUCCCUGAAGGACGUGCAUUAGUUCUAUUUAUGGUUUAUCAACAACCAACGAAAGUGGAUCCACUUUUUGAACUUGUCAGAGACAUGAUGAUGUCAUCAUUCCGGGGAGAGUGCGUAGUUGUUUCAAGCACGGAAAACAAUAUAAAAGAUAUCAAGAAUGAAAUGUCGCAUCUAGUGGAUGACCCGUAUUUUGAAGAUCAAUUUCACACAGGUCUUCCUUGGGAGUCAAUUUCAAGUGUCAUAAACUCUGUGUUUCGUCCUAAUCCCAAUGUCGUAUGCAAGCUGCCUUGCAGUUCCGGAGGACACUUCGUAGAAAUGACUACGAAGGAGAGAUCGACAAUGAAACUAACCGACAUAGAAAUACUAAGUGGUGAGGAAUGUCAGAUUGAAUACGAUAAAAUGAGCAAAGCUGAACGUAAUGGACAUGAGCAAGAAGUGCAGAAACAAUAUUACAAAUGGAGUGGUGUGUCGUGGUGGAACUUCUUUUAUGACAACCAGGUUGGGAAACGCAAGGAUUUUGAUUCCCAUAAGGAGGAUAUGUAUGAUAAAUUGAUGUCAAAAAAAGGAGAAGACUUGGUUGAAAUCCAUGAAAUAGAACAUCACCCUGGUGCUGGAGGAAGUACAUUGGGAAGACAUCUACUGUGGCGAUUCAGUCAAUUUAACGGUGUACCCAAAAAUGCAUUCCGCUGUUGUGUGGUGAAAAACAUAACAGAAAAGACCGUUGAACAGAUAGAUCGUUUCAGAGUUUUUAAAGAUCCGAAAGACCCGAAACCUUUUAUAGUUCUUAUAGACAACAAGGGCGAAGAUGGUGUUGUGUUGCUGCGGUCAAAGUUGCGCUAGGCUGCCUACAAAACUAGCACACCGGGAAAACUGUUUUGCUUAAUCAUAUUGAUUAAUAGGGUGCCGAUUUCAAACGAGAAAACAUCUUCAUCUUCAAAACGGAAGCGGCUUUUAAGACACAAUUUAAGUGGUAAAGAGUUACAGUGGUUUGAAAAGAAGUAUAAAGAGCUUGAUGACAAACAAAAUAUUGACGUUGAAACGUUGAUUGCUUUCAAUGUGAUGAGAAAUUCCUUUGAUAAGAAGUAUAUAGAUGAACUCACAACAGAGAUGAUGAAAGGCGUAACUGGAACAGAAUUUGAAGUACUUAAAUGUUUGUCUGUCAUAUCGUCGUAUGAAAGCGAUCAUCCCGUGCCGCAGUCAGUGUUUGACUCGUUUAUGGAAGAUACAACCGAUAUAGCAGGAGUGUUUGACUUGCCAUUUGGUAUAGCACAUUCUGUGAAUGAAUUACGGAAUAUGCCUGAGAGAAGGAAAGACAUAUGGAACACCAAAAUGUCUGAUGCGAUGUCGUUACUUGUAACCCAGCGGCACGAUGCUGAUUUUUAUAAUGGAGGAAUUUGCAUAAUCUCACAACCACUUGCCAAAUCAAUUUUGUACUACAUAAUGAAAAAAACAGGCAGCUUCUUGGGAGAUAUAGUUGAACAUGUCCUUCAUGCAGUUUCCAAGAAAAAGAGUAAAGGCAAUCCAAUGUCGAAACAAUUCUUAAAAAUUGUAGGCAGCUUAUUCAAAACAAGACAAUUUGAAGACAGCAAUAAACCAGAGACAAAGCUGAAAUUUUCAGAUUUAGUGUUAGAUCUUGAGAAAGAGAAAGCUUCAAUGAGCGGAUCGGAAAGUGUGUUGAAGACAAUGCAGAGGUGUUUUGAAAUUACGGAGGACGCCAUGGUGGGCCAACAGCUUGCACGAUACAAUAUUCACAUAAAUGAUUAUGCGAAUGCUGUACAUGAGAUCAAAAGAUCUCUGGAACUGAAACCUGACAAUUCCUACCUUCUUGACACGUAUGGUCAAAUUUUCAAAGCAAAAAUGGAGCACGUGCUGGACUCACAUUCUUCUUGUGAAAAGCUUGAUCAAGAAAAAGCUGUUGAUGUGAUCAAUCUGGCUUUUUCUGCGAUCGAAAAAUUCAAAGAAGGCCAAGAAAAAGCCAAACAAUUGGAUGACACAAAUAUGAGUUGUUUUCACAUGGAGGUAAAAACAGCACUGUUUCUUCUCGAAAAGUUUCAAAAAUUCGACAACGUUCCAAAUAGAAAUGAACUAUGCAGGUUUUUGACUGAUAUUUCUUUUUCAAUCAAUGAUUCCACUUUCUUUGGAUUAAAACAAGCUUGUCCGAGAAUAGAAGAACUGAGAAAAGGUAGUGAAUGGCAGCAACACCUUGAGUCAUCACUUAGGUGUUUAGAAGAGACGAACUACCAAAUCAAGCGUCAUCUUUACACAGUGCAUACGGAACAUGAAACGUUGCUUUUGAAAUUGAGAGAACGUUUCGAACGAUUUUACGGCGCAAUAGAUGAGAGAAGCAAGUAUCAAUUCAAGUUUGGCAUUGGUCUUAAGCCAUUGAUGACAGCUGCUGAAAAGAGUCCAGACCUGUUGCAGUAUAGGGUAGAUGAGGCACGAAAAAACCUCCACGAACUCAAUCACAGUGAUGUUAGAGAUUUGUUAGUGUAUUUAGGAUACAGUAUCAUUACAUUGUCUGAUGGGUCGAGCAAGGCGAAAGGCCAGCAAUGUUCACUUGAAGAGUAUUGUCGUUUAAUAAGGUACAGUACAAAAUUAGUAGACAAGCAGAGGAAAGAAAUGGCUGGACGAAAAUACCUGGAGUCUUUUCUGUACUUUGCUAUGCUUCAUUGGCCGUUACAGACAAGACUUGCUCUCAAUGAAGAUGCUUUUUCUCAUGGGGGAACAUACAAGGAUUUAAUAAAAGAAUGGGAGGAAUCGUACAACCACAAUCACUUCAUUAAAUCACUACAACAAUCAAAAUCAAAGAAGCCGAAAAAUUAUUUUGCUUUGGGAAAAGGAUCGCCCGGAAACGAUAUCGUAGAUUUGGAAUCAAUAACGAGAGAGUGGAUGGAUAGGAACAAAGAGGAGGGUCGAUAUAGGCGCCCGGUAUUUGGAGACAACUUUUGGCGGGAAGGGUUUGUUGAGGCACGCCUGGAACGCUUAGAGGGCGUCGUUGACGGCAAUGGUAGCACAAUAAGUCAUACGGUAAAGUACCCCAACAACAGGGAGCAUUCGUUUACGAUAUGCACGUACUAUCCCUGUAAUAGUUAUAGCAACAGAUCAGUAACGUUUGUUCUUGGAUUCACGUGGAAAGGACCUACGGCAUUUGACGUUCGAGAGAAGGGAAUAGAGACACAAAAGCGGGUUGUUGCCAUAAUUGAUAAAUCACAUGCACCCUUGGUUGGAACGGUGGCAACCGAAACACUGCAAUACCACGAACAUAUGAGCACACCAUGUGCAGAGACGGGAGAACAACCAGGACAAGUUGAACGUUCGCUUGAGACACAGAAAGUAGAACCAAGCGGUAAAAGGACGACUGAAAGGACUACAGAAAAUGCAUCAAGCCGGAGACAACGGAAGAACAAGAACAAAAAGUCUUCACAAAACACUUCUGCGAAAUAAGUUAUUGCCUAUGGUUGUGAUGGAUUUUAAUUGCGAAAAACUGAGAGGAAAAACGUUUUGUCAGUUUAAAAAAGUAAAUCAGCCACCUCAAAAUUUAACUACUUAAGGAUUGUAGUUGAAGCACAAUGAGUUUGAAUACAAAAAAUGAUUGUGUGCAAGGAAAACCCAACUCGAACUGCAUUUAGAAGCGAGGCAUGCAAUCUUCCUUUAAGAACGUUAACUAAAAACGUUCAAGUGUUCAUCUAGCAAAGGAAUCGAUGCGAGGUGUAGGCUACAUGUGUUGUGGUAGCUCCUAUCUGUCAUACCAAUAUUUAUGGUGUUACUUAACUGAGGCUGUGUAUGACGGCAGUUUGUAAAAUUGAAUACAGUUUGUACUUCAGUUUGUCAGUUGACUUUAUUUUGUUUAUGGUAAAUAUUUGCUUAUGUAUGAAAUGAAAAUGAAGUAGUUUAUCAUAAUAGUUGGUAUGCAUAAGAUGUAUAAGAAAGCACAAAGUCAACUUGAAUGUUAUGAAAUGUAUGUUUAUUUGAGUAUUUAAGUUACAAUGAUGAAUUCUUUGCUUGCAUAAGCUUAUUGCUAUUUUUGUUAUUUUUUACGUCCAAAUGUUUUAUAUACUGUAUUAAUAGUAGGUGUACGCAGUCUCGUGCUGAUUGCAGU
Molecule: messenger RNA, 5957 nt
Organism: Mya arenaria
Lineage: Eukaryota; Metazoa; Mollusca; Bivalvia; Myida; Myidae
Product: sterile alpha motif domain-containing protein 9-like
Exons: 9
Cellular component (GO): cytoplasm
Molecular function (GO): protein binding
Source: RefSeq, a predicted model, not a curated record